Messenger RNA from Effrenium voratum, 1053 nucleotides. The record is from the annotation of a GenBank genome assembly. NCBI's taxonomy places the organism in Eukaryota, Dinophyceae, Suessiales, Symbiodiniaceae.
AUGGACCGCUUCGUCCCUCCGCCGCGGAGGACCCUGGAGCCCAGCGACGAGCUGGCGCGAUGCCUGGAGAAGCCACCUGGGGAGACGGUGCUGCUGCCCAAGGCGCUCCAGAUCGGUGGCCGGGAGUUCCGCUGGGCGCGGAUUCUGCGGGAGUUCAAGACCAAGAGCCGCGCGCGCCUCGUGCAGCUGGAGCCUGGCAGCGUUCUCUUCAUCGUGAAAUUCGAGAACCUUUUUCAGGAGUUCGCCGUGAUGGCGGCGCUGAAGCAGCUGAACCGCUGCUGGCAGAAGACGCGGCUCUGCAUCGGCCAGGAGUUGGUGCAAGCCACGACCUUUGGGAUCUUCCCCUUGGGCCAGCGCUUGGGCCUAGUGGAGGUGGUCUCCGAGAGCUGCACCUUGCGCGAGCUGGCGCUGGGCGGCCACUUCGGGGACCGCCAGUUCCGGGUGCUCCGGGCGCUCCACGAGGACCCCCGCAAGCUGGAACGCCUGGCCGCCAGCGUGUGUGCUUACCUGGCCUCCAGCUAUGCCCUAGGCAUCCGGGACGGCCACGACGACAACCUCAUGCUGCGCCGGGACGGGCGCCUCUUCCGCGUGGACUUCGGCUUCGCCUUCGGGCGAACCCCGGAGAUCGACGCGCCGGGGAUCUUCGUGCCCAACUCCGUGGCGGUAGCCCUGGGGGAUCGCUGGCCCCAGGUGGUGGCGGGCUGCAAGCGCGCCAUCCGGGACCUGGGCCCCCCCGAGCGCCCGCCGGCCUGGGACGUGCUGCUGAAGGUGCCGGAGCUGAAGCAACUGCUGCCGGAGGUGCACGAGUACACGAACUCUUUGAGCUUCAGCUCUUUCGACUACCAAGUGGAGCAUGCCACGGAUUGGACGCUGCAGCGCGCAGCCAAGAACACCCUCAGGGAGGCGAUCCGCUACGUCACCGCGGAGCAGGAGGUGGAGGCCGCAGAGGCCUGGUGGCUGGACCCCUUCGGGUUCCUCAGCAGCCCGGUGGCCGCCGGCCACCCAGCCAGCCAGACCCCGCACUUCCCCAGGAUUCGGCCCCUGGACAACUGA